This is a messenger RNA of Lucilia cuprina (Australian sheep blowfly), 1737 nucleotides long. Its product is annotated as homeobox protein 5-like. NCBI's taxonomy places the organism in Eukaryota, Metazoa, Arthropoda, Insecta, Diptera, Calliphoridae. The transcript has 3 exons. Gene Ontology annotation, molecular function: mRNA binding. The record is from RefSeq and is a predicted model, not a curated record. The coding region runs from base 226 to 1722 and encodes 498 amino acids.
UUUUUAACAAAAGACAAUUAUUUUCUUUCUCAUAAUCAACCUGUAGAUUUGGGUGGGCCCUUCUUUCCGGGCGGACCCGAGCUAUGGCAUCAUCCGUUAGCAUAUUCGGCGGCUGCCGCUGAAUUGCCCGGAGCUGCGGCUCUGCAACAUGCUACACUAGUACAUCCGGCACUGCAUCCUCAAGUGCCAGUGCGCUCUUAUCUUUGACUAAAUACAGACAAAGUUAUGGAGCAGCCUAUGCAUCAAACUCAAAUGACAAUGCCGCAACAUCAUCAACAAACAACAGCUAUACAUCCUAAUAUGCAUAUGUCUGCUGCUGCCGCCGCCGCUGCUGCAGCUGCGGCUGCCGGUUUACCACCUAGUGGUGCCGCUACUGGUCCGGCUGGUGCUGCUCACCAGUCCGGUGGUCAUCCAUCACAUCAUCCUUUUUUAUCAAGUCCCGCUCUAGCGAGCCCAGUUGGUUCUACAAAUAAUGCAACGCAUCCUAAUAAUCCACCUUUGGCUGCCAAUGCACCAUGUUCGACUUUAUUUGUAGCCAAUCUGGGACAAUUUGUUUCAGAACAUGAACUCAAAGAAGUAUUCUCUAGUAUGCCUGGCUUUUGUCGCCUACGAAUGCACACAAAAGGUACGCACAAUAUCACUUCUUCUUCUUCUACUACUUCCAUCACUUCUUCUACUACUACUACUACUUCUAAUAUCACGUCCAACACACUCACUAAUAAUUCCAACACAACUAACACCACCACCAACAACAAUAUAUCAACAAGUUGUAGCACAAAUUCAUCCAACAACACUUUAGCAGCAACUAUUGGAGCUGGAGCCGGACAUUUAAAUAGUCUACAACAGCAGCAGCAGCAGCAAGUAACACAACAGCAACAACAUUUUAACAAUUAUAAUAAUGCUGCCGGAAAUGUAACCACUUUGUCGGGCGGAAAUUUAACAGCAACAACUAAUGCUAAUCAUCCUGUAGCAUUUAUUGAGUUUAAAGAUGCAAAUAGUGCUGCUGCUGCCAUGCAACAAUUGCAGGGCAAAUAUUUACUAUCUUCAGAUCGUGGCUCUAUACGUAUAGAAUUUGCCAAGACCAAAAUGAUUAACGAUGGCUCUACAACACAAAUUAUCAAUGGUAAUAAUCCAGGCAAUGGCAAUAAUAAUCCCAAUAAAUUACUUAAUACUACAAUGACUCUUAAUCCAACAACAAUGACCAUAAUAAAUCCACAAGCUUCUACCAUGUUGACUCCACCACCACCCACUAACAAUUGUCCCCAGUUGGUUAUAUUAAAUGGUUACCCAGCAGCCACAGCUGCUGGACAUCAACAAAUCUUAAUGGCACCACCACCGCCACCAGCUCAAUUGGCUAAUCAUCUUCAUCAGCAUACACAAUUUGUAAAUUGCGCUGCUCCAUCAGCCGCUGUAACUGCUGUCUCAAUGGCCCCUGGAUCUUUAGCCACUUUACAAUUCAAUAGUAAUUGUAAUAGUAAUAAUAAUAACAAUGGCACUAACAAUACUAAUAACAAUACAACUACAACUAUUUUAAAUAAUAAUAAUAAUAAUUUUAACAAUGCAAAUAUAAUUAAUAAUAAUAACAAUAAUCGUUCUACUGCACUACCACCACAACCACCACUACCACCUCAGCCUACUACUGUUGUUGUAAAUUCACUACAGCACCAACUUCAUCCAAUACAGCACCAAAAUCAUCUUUUUAGAGACGUAUGUAUUGUUUGAUAUUAUUUCAAACUA